GCACGGAUGCUGCUGAGCGUCAUUUCCUGAUCUCAGCAAAACAAGGAAGCGUGGACCGCUAUUCCAUUUGUUUGCUUUGAACAAUGAGUCUAUUUUUACCCAAACUGGCCUGCAAAAAAGACAUAGAUGAGGUUAUUAAGGGCGUGGCGGAAAAAGUCGUAGUUUUGAGGUUUGGCAGAGACGAAGACUCGGUUUGCCUCCAGCUCGAUGAGAUAUUGUCAAAAACUGCCCACGACCUGAGUAACAUGGCGUCGAUCUACAUUGUUGAUGUGGAUAAAGCCCCCAUAUACACCAGAUACUUCGACAUCAGCUACAUCCCGUCCACAGUUUUCUUUUUCAAUGGGCAGCACAUGAAAGUGGACUAUGGUUCACCAGAUCAUACCAAGUUUGUUGGCAGCUUUAAGACAAAGCAGGACUUCAUGGAUCUGAUUGAGGUCAUAUACAGGGGAGCCAUGAGAGGGAAGAUGAUUGUUCAGAGUCCCAUUGACCCUCAGAAUAUUCCCAAAUAUGACCUGCUCUACCAUGGAAUCUAGAGGUGGAUCCUGCAUUUACUGUGGGGCUACAGAUGAUCUCCACAAAGCGACUGUUGAUCAUAAUGAUCUGUCACAGUUUGAUGAACUGAGAAAAGCAGCUUUGACUCUGAGCCACUGUGCAGUUGUAUGAGACUGUCCUGAUAUCAGCCUGUCUUGCAUUUUCAAGGUGUCAAAGAUUAGGAUGGCUGGAUUAAGAUCAGUCACAGUCUUGUCUAUAGCAUGGCUUAUGUUUAUUUUUCAGUAUGAGCAAUGUGAGGAAGUGCUGUAUUCCACCCUCUGAUUCUUGUCACUUUGUCAUGUGGGAGAAUUACAUUUUGGAAACACUGAAAUGUAUUAAAUUUUUAUAUUUUGUGAAUAUAUGGAAAAUAUAAACACGCGUCCAAAAAUGCCUUGUAGGACUUUGUUUAUCUAUAGUAAUGUCUGAUCAGUGAAAAUGUUACACUGCCAUGCUUUUCUGACUAUGUUUGAUAGGCAGGGUGGUAAAGAAGUCAGAGUUUACAUAAAUGAAGUUCUACAGUAAUUAUUGUCAUUAUUUUAAUUUCUUUUUCAGACUUGUUAAAAAAAAAAACAGUCAUUUUGAUGUUUCCCGUGGAAAUACAACAAUAAAUCAGCAUACAGUUAUAGUUCA
Molecule: messenger RNA, 1161 nt
Organism: Myripristis murdjan (pinecone soldierfish)
Lineage: Eukaryota; Metazoa; Chordata; Actinopteri; Holocentriformes; Holocentridae
Gene: txnl4b
Product: thioredoxin-like 4B
Exons: 3
Coding region: 84-533 (149 amino acids)
Biological process (GO): mRNA splicing, via spliceosome
Cellular component (GO): spliceosomal complex; U4/U6 x U5 tri-snRNP complex; U5 snRNP
Source: RefSeq, a predicted model, not a curated record